Messenger RNA from Cuculus canorus (common cuckoo), 2140 nucleotides. RefSeq names its product mitogen-activated protein kinase 13 (gene MAPK13). Gene Ontology annotation, cellular component: nucleus; cytoplasm. Gene Ontology annotation, molecular function: ATP binding; MAP kinase activity. The record is from RefSeq and is a predicted model, not a curated record. The transcript has 12 exons. The coding region runs from base 807 to 1904 and encodes 365 amino acids. Gene Ontology annotation, biological process: MAPK cascade; protein phosphorylation. Lineage: Eukaryota; Metazoa; Chordata; Aves; Cuculiformes; Cuculidae.
CAAAAUGCUGAGGUGCUCUCUGCUCACCAGGAACAGGCUUCUCAGCACCUGGGUUUGGGCUGGCACUGGAACUUGGGCUUCGCACCAUCCCAGAAGACCUGAGAAGGAGGUUAGACGGGCUGUGGGAUGUUAAACCGGACCGAGCAAAACCUGGGGCAGGAGCAGCCCUUGGAAUGAUCUGUCUCACCGCUCCUUCUCGCUGCAGUUGCCUGGAUGAACGGCUCCUGGAGUGGAGUUCUGGUGGAGAACCUCAGCCUGCUCUGCUGGGGAGAAAUCUCCAUUGCUUCCUCAUCCUCCCGGGGAUGGAACGCCCCGGCGUCCUUCGUCACGAGCCUGGAGCUCUCCUCCAUCAGCUGGGAAGAGGAAUGUCCCCGCUUGUCUGACGAGGUGCUGUGGCUUGUUCCCCAGAUUCCCCGGCUCGACGAGUCCUUACUCAUCUGCUUGUUCAGCGCAGGGAUUUCACGCGACCCCCUCCGAGUCCCACAAGGAUAUUUCUCGGUCGGUGCCCGGUGGAAGCGAAGAGAAGAGGAGCUGGAGGUGGGUGCUCAGCUCCUCUCGCAGAGUCCUGAGGCACCUGCACAAGACCAAGGCGUGUCGGAAACCUGAUGCCUCACCUCCAAUGUGGAGGCGGAGGGAGGAGGGCCCAAAGAUAUGUCCCUUCACGUUCCCAACAGCUGAAAACAGAGAAGGAACCUCACUAGAGCUUUUUUCGCCAGCGCCGAAGGCCUCGCUGUCCCAGUCUCACCCCAGAAGCCCUCCGGUACUCCGGUACUCUGGGGGGGUGGCAGUCCCGCACCCGCCGGGCGAUGAACAUCGCAAGGAGAAGAGGGUUUUACAGACAGGAGGUGAACAAAACCCUCUGGGAGCUGCCCAGGAGAUACACAUCCCUCCAUCCGGUGGGGUCCGGAGCCUACGGCUCAGUGUGUUCAGCCAUAGACAAGAAGACAGGGGAGAAAGUGGCCAUCAAGAAGCUGUGCCGCCCCUUCCAGUCGGAGAUCUUUGCCAAGAGGGCGUACCGAGAGCUGAUGCUGUUGAAGCACAUGCAACACGAGAACGUCAUUGGGCUGCUUGAUGUCUUCACCUCCGCCCCCUCCUACCAGGGAUUCCAGGACUUCUACCUGGUGAUGCCAUACAUGCGGACAGAUUUACAAAAGAUCAUGGGACAUGAAUUCAGCGAUGAAAAGAUCCAGUAUCUGGUCUACCAAAUGCUGAAAGGGCUGAAGUACAUUCAUUCCGCCGGCAUCAUCCACAGGGACCUGAAGCCGGGCAACCUGGCUGUGAACGAGGACUGUCAGCUAAAGAUCUUGGAUUUUGGCUUGGCCAGACACGCGGAUGCUGAAAUGACGGGCUACGUGGUGACGCGUUGGUACAGAGCCCCAGAAGUCAUUCUGAACUGGAUGCAUUACAGCCAGACAGUGGACAUUUGGUCUAUUGGCUGCAUCAUGGCAGAAAUGCUGACCGGGAAAACGUUGUUUAAAGGAAAAGACUACCUCGACCAACUGACUCAGAUCCUGAAAGUAACGGGGCAUCCAGGAGAAGACUUUGUGGAGAAGCUGGAGGACAAAGCGGCAAAGAGUUACAUCAAGUCCCUUCCUAAAAUCCCCAAGAAGGACUUGUCCGUGCUUUUCCCCAAAGCCAAUCCUCUGGCAGUGGACCUGCUUGACAAGAUGCUGCAGCUGGAUGUGGAAAAGCGCAUCACGGCGACGGAGGCGUUGGCUCAUCCCUAUUUCGAGCAGUUCCGAGACAUCGAGGAAGAAACCGAAGCGCAGCACUCGUAUGAUGAGUCUCUGGAACGCGAAAAGCUUUCACUGGAUGAGUGGAGAAAGCAUAUUUACAAGGAGAUCUUGUCCUUCAGUCCCAUUGCACGAAAGGACUCAAAGAAGCGAAGUGGGAUGUCAUUAUAACAACCGGUGUGGCCUUGGCCGGGAUUCCCUUCUCCUGGAUGACCAACGGGAUUGACUCCGUGCUGCCUCGCAUCGUUUGGCCUCUGGGACUUCUCUGUGUGCCGACGCCAGGAUGACACCGUGCUGUGGGCGUUGGACUUCGUUCUACUAAAGCGGAAAACACCCCAAACUGUUUUCGACCCAAAGGAUAAAUAUAUUCUCAUUGAAACUUUCAACAGGAGAGUUUUACCUGUGCU